AUGAUUCAGAUUCAUUACUUAUACGUUUUGUUGCCAAAAGAUGGCGUCCAUGGAAACCUGUCAAAGAAAAUCUUCCUCAGAACCUUUGCCGAGGACGAUCACGAAUGUUGCCAUCACGCAGGCAAACCACAGCAAGUUCUUGUCCGUCGAGAAUCGAAUCCAGCCCGAGCGAAGCCCCGAAUCACAGUCAAAGGAGAGCAGGUCCAUUAUGUGGAGCAUCAGCAAGGCCACCAGCACUCGACUUCCAAAUCUGCGAAUCAAUUUGUUAUCCCUCAAGCCAGCGACGAUGAUAACGAGAUCAUUCUCGAGCAAGUCCAGGACAAGAGAGGCAACGUUAUUUAUUACGGCGAUGGGCAGGCGUCAUCACAGCCACCUAUCAACACCGCGCCAGAUGGAAAUUAUGACGGCAGUUUGAUAACAACAGGAGGUUACAGAGUGGAGACCCUCGAGGAAAUCAAAGCCAAAGUGUCGCAGGAAUUCACAACUCAAGACGACGAUGAAUACAGCGAUGAUGACCGGUUGGUGAUCGACCAGCUCGCAGAGGAGGACACUCCUCAGAGCGAAGCUACUUCUACAAAGUAUCGCUUCCCAUCCGGCCCGUACAUCGAGACCGACUCCGAAGCAACACCGACCAAGCCCAAACACAUCCCCGUCGAUACCUCAGAUGAUGAAAGCAUGCCCGAUCUUGAAGAUGCGGCUGAAGAAAUGCCUCUCUUAGAACCGCUUCCAGAACUCGACGACAUUGGAGCGCUAGAAACACAGUCCACGAUCCAAUCCGAGAUUCGAAAGCGCAAAUCCCUCCCAGCCGGAUCUGGGAGCCUCUCACCGGUCAAACGCCAACGACGCGGAAUUCGCCGCAGUCAAUCCACCACUGAAGCGCGUCAAAAUCCAAAAUCGAGUGCGUCUAAUCGACUUACUUCGUUGAUCGAAAAAACGCGUGAGAUCUGCGAGAAUCCAACGAGUCAGCCAAGCCAAAAGAAACGAAAGGUCUUGACCAAACGAUCGCCCAAAAAGCGCCAGAGAUCUGAGUCUGCCUCAAGUUCCGAAGACGAAGCUCAUCCAGAAGUGUUCCACCCAAGCAGCAGUCACUCUCGCCAGGGCCACAACCCGACAAAAAUGCAUGCAAAGGCAAAACAUCAGCGCAUUCGGUCAGACCCCGAGCUGCCUCGAAACUCGACAACGCCCGUCCUGAGGCCAGAGCCCUGCGCGAAUGAGUCAAGGAUUGACUCUGACCGAGGUGGAUCAAGCUCAGACGGCAUUCCCGACCUUUCACAAACCGCCAUGCGAAAGAGGCGUCGAAUUCUCGACCAACUGAAGGACACGCCUGAAUUCGAGAAUGCGCGUCUCUCUGGUGGUGGCCGAGCACGCCGAACAGCAGCUGGUCGACCUGCCCGUUCCGCCGCGCGGACAGCAUCAGAGAAGACCAAACAAAAUCUCAACGACGAAAAAGGACGACUGAAGCCUAUCGUCGUGGAAAAGACAGAAAAAGUCAAACAGGAGAAAAAAGAAGUCAAGUCGGAGUUCGCCGAACCAAAGCCAAAGCCAGGACCAACUCGACGACAACGACGACCGAGCAAAAAGACCAGGAGAAAAUCCGAUCACUACGUCGACAAUCACGGUUGGGAGCCCGUCGGUGUUUGCGAAAAUCGAUGCAUACUGAAACCGGGCGAGAACACCUACAUCGACCGCGUAAGCUUCGACACCGUCCGGAACGUCAACACCGACCGAGUGGUUAAUCGACUGGACUCGGUAGCCAUCUACGCGGGCGAAGAUGAGCCUCCUAUGUAUGCCAUUAUCGUCGAUUUGUACCGGGAAACUUCUGGGCAGAUCAUGGCCUGGGUGUAUUGGUAUUACAAACGCGAAGACGCUGAAGCUCCUAGCAGUACCUACGUCGCUGGAGAGCAGGAACUUCUUGCCAGCCGCCACCACGACAGCAUCUCGAUCGCGUCCCUUCUUCGUUCGUUCCACACUCUUACCUACUACGAGUACCGCCGUUGGCGCGCACAGGGCGCCCACGAAGGUGCUAACAACUACAGUUCCUCUGAUGAAAAUCACGUGACGGUGAAAAAAGAAGAGGACAUUCCCAGUCUAAAUGGGGAGAGUGCAAGUUGGGAGCGAAAACCAAGUGACCGAGAACCAAGGACCAAUUUCAACUUCAUCAAACCUGGCGACGAAGUUUUCUUUGUGAGGAGGUUCUACGAUCACUCGACGCGCUCGAUCGUCAUCACCCCGUCUUUCCUGAAAGACAAGUCCGAAAGUUCAACAGUGACUCGUCCUCGAUCCCGCCGAUUACGACGACCUGCUAACACUGAAAUGCUGCAUCCCACAUCCUAA
This is a messenger RNA of Oikopleura dioica, 2334 nucleotides long. Lineage: Eukaryota; Metazoa; Chordata; Appendicularia; Copelata; Oikopleuridae. The record is from the annotation of a GenBank genome assembly.